Molecule: messenger RNA, 471 nt
Organism: Benincasa hispida (wax gourd)
Lineage: Eukaryota; Viridiplantae; Streptophyta; Magnoliopsida; Cucurbitales; Cucurbitaceae
Molecular function (GO): nucleic acid binding
Source: RefSeq, a predicted model, not a curated record
AUGUUCCCAUAUGCCCUGGUCUUUGGAAAAGCUUGUCAUCUGCCUGUCGAGUUGGAGAACAAGACUAUGUGGGCAUGCAAGAAGCUGAACUUUGAUCUAGCAAGUGUAGGGAAAGUCCGGAAGUUGCAAUUGAACCAGCUGGUCGAGUGGCGAAUGAACGCCUACGAAAAUGCCAAGCUCUAUAAGGAGAAAUCCAAGAAAUGGCAUGAUGACCGCAUAAAAAACCGGACAUUCGUUGAAGGUCAACAGGUAUUACUGUUUAACGCGCAUUUGCGAUUGUUUCCAGGGAAGUUGAAGUCCCGCUGGUCUGGGCCAUUCUGCAUCAAGACCAUCUUUUCCCAUGGUGCAGUGGAACUAGCAACUAAAGAUAGGAGCAACACAUUUAAAGUCAAUGGUCAACGAAUUAAGCCCUACCUUGGGGGUGAUGUGGAUCGACGCAUGGAGACCAUCGACUUAGGCAAGCAGGAUUAA